This is a messenger RNA of Besnoitia besnoiti, 1146 nucleotides long. RefSeq lists its product as uncharacterized. Bases 1 to 1146 code for a protein of 381 amino acids. The record is from RefSeq and is a predicted model, not a curated record. Lineage: Eukaryota; Apicomplexa; Conoidasida; Eucoccidiorida; Sarcocystidae. The transcript is spliced from 5 exons.
AUGGCGUCGUCUCUUCCUGCGUCGUCGCUGCUGGCGCAGGGCGCGGCCGCGUCAUCCUUGGCUGCGGCGCCGUCUUCUCUCGCGGCGCCUCCUGCAGGCCGCGUGGCGCGCUCGCGGCUGGCGGGUCCACAGACGAGCGCGACAGAGCUGAGCUACCGCGCGGCGUCUGCGUUCUCGCCCGCCAAGCUUCAGUCGACGUCGCCGCUGCCGCACGUCUCCCUAAUCAAAGUGCCGCCGUUCGUCGCGGCUGCGUGGCACGCUGCCGAGAAGCAGAGCGUCGUCGGCGUCCUCUAUACAGACCCCCAGACGAAGAAGAAAUGCAUCCUCGGCAGCGUGGCGGAGAAGCGCCGGCGCUCCAGCGCCGACGCGGGCGUCGCGGGCGCGGCGCCGCCCUCCGAGGCGGGACGCGGGGGCGCGGGGGACGAGACACACGGCGAGAGGCGACCGGCCGGGGGGAGGGGGACGGGCGCCGCCGCGGCGGCGCCCGUGUGCCAUCUGCAGUGCGUCUCCGUGAAGCCCAACAAGCUUCACGUUUUGCAGCAGCAGAGCGGACCCGGUUUCCCCGCUGCAGCCGAUGUCCUCUGCGUGGUCGGGGAGUCCUCGAACUUCGCGCCGCUCCUCGAUGACGCCUACCAAAGCUUCUUGAGGCGCCGACACGAAAGCAUCGACAUCUUCAAGUCGCGAGGCACCAUCGAAGAGAAACGAAGGGAAACCGGCCUCGACUCCACAGCCACGUUGUUUCACUUCCACACGCCGAAGCCAGGUCCAAAUGCGUCUGGCGUCGUGGAGGAAGAAGACGAAUUUAGCCUGCUGGGCGGUCGACGAGGCGGCAUGAGCGCGGCGGAGGCUGCAAGGACGCGAACUGCAAAGCAGAAGAAGGCCGUCGUCACGAUGGACGAGGACUCGCUCAAGCUGCGGCUCUUCUCCAUCUUCGAGGCUGCGGGCGCAAACGGCCUGCAGCUGAAGCAGAUCGCGAUGCAGACUGGGCAGCCGCUCUCAUUCGUGCGCCAGGUCGUCGAGGAAAUCGCCGAGCCGCGCAAGCGGGCGAGCGACAGAAAGACGGUUUAUUUCCUCAAGGAUCAGUUCAAUCCCUACGCGUCUCUGGCUGGAGAGGAACCGCUAAUGAAGAAGCCAAAGUUGCCCUGA